AUGCCUGUCGUCGAGGAACAACAACAACAACAGAUCCAUCACACCGCAAAUGGCAAGACCCACCAUAAGCCUCGCCAUCACAUUGCCAUUUCGCCAUACUAUAAUCAAGGCACAGCCCUUGACACCGAAUCACGUCUUCAUCUUGGCCUGCGUGGCUAUGUUCCUGUGGCUGUUGAAGACCUUGAGAUGCAAAAGACACGUGCUCUACGAUACUUGAGAUCAAAAACUACUUCCCUUGACAAGUACAUCUUUAUGGCACAACUACGUAAUACCAACAUUCGUUUGUUCUACAAGCUUGUUUGUGAUGAGCUCAAGGAAAUCGCCCCAAUCAUUUACACUCCCACUGUGGGUGAGGCAUGCGUUGAAUACUCCAACAUUUACCCCUUCCUUGGACCACCUGGUGCUGCUGAUGGCUUGUAUAUCACAAUCCAUGACUUGCCCCAUAUCAAGGAAAUCCUCCACAACUAUCGACGUGCUGCAGAUGGCACCGUAUCUUCCCCUGAUAUUACAGUGAUUACGGAUGGUUCCCGAAUCCUUGGUCUUGGUGAUUUGGGUAUGGGUGGCAUUGGUAUUCCCAUUGGCAAGUUGCAAUUGUAUAGUGGUGCAGCAGGUAUUGAUCCUCGCAAGACGCUGCCCAUCAUUCUCGACUUUGGUACCAAUACGGAACGGUAUCUCAAUGACCCAUUGUAUCUUGGUCUCAAGCAAAAACGCCCUAACGAUGACGAGUUUUAUGCUGCCAUGGAUCAAGUGAUGCAAGGCUUGUAUGAAGUUUUCCCUGACAUUCUUGUGCAAUUUGAGGAUUUUUCAUCCGAACACGCUUUUGGGCUGUUGGAAAAAUACCAGGACAAGACUUUUUGUUUCAACGAUGACAUCCAAGGCACUGGAUCGGUGAUUCUUGCUGGUUUUAUGAAUGCAGUGCGUGUGGCUCAAGAAAAGAUCGGUGUCCAACCCGGUGAUCAUCGCAUUGUAUUCUUCGGCGCUGGUUCAUCUGCCAUUGGUGUUGCCAAACAAAUCCUCACUUACUUUAUGCGUGAGCAUGGCUUUACCGAGGAACAAGCGAAAAAGAUCUUUUACUUGGUUGACAGCAAAGGCCUCGUUACCCUUGAUCGUGGUGACAAGCUUGCUCAACACAAGGUGUAUUUUGCACGAUCCGAUAAUAACCAAGCCCAAUUCAAGACGCUAUGUGAUGUAAUUGACUAUGCCAAACCCACAGCUCUGAUCGGCUUAUCGGCCCAACCCCAAACAUUUACAAAGGAGGCAAUUGAGAAAAUGGCUACCCUGAACAAGUUGCCUAUUGUGUUUCCAUUGUCGAAUCCCAUGACCAAUGCCGAGUGCACGUUUCAACAAGCCAUGGAGUAUACCAACAAUCAAGUAUUGUUUGCAUCAGGCACAGCAUUCCCUCCUGUGACGCUUCCAUCGGGUGAACUCAAGCAUGCAGGACAAGGCAACAACAUGUAUAUUUUCCCGGGACUUGGCUUGGGCGCCAUUAUUGCAAAGGCACGCCACGUUUCUGAUAGCAUGGUCUAUGAAGCUGCCAAGGGUUUGGCGGCGUCCCUUGAACCCGAGGAAAUUGCCCAAGGCGAUCUUUACCCGGCAUUAAACCGCAUUCGUCCUGUAUCCGCAUUGGUGGCAGCUGCUGUUUGUCGUCAAGCUGUCAGUGAAGGUCUUGCACAACAACACGAUCUAGUCCACAUUGUCCAACAUGGCACCCAAGACGAGCUCAUGGCGUUUGUAGAAAAGCACAUGUGGGAUCCCAACCAUCACGGUCAUUUCAGCUUGCCUCCUCACUAA
This is a messenger RNA of Lichtheimia ornata, 1791 nucleotides long. RefSeq lists its product as uncharacterized. Gene Ontology annotation, molecular function: NAD binding; malate dehydrogenase (decarboxylating) (NAD+) activity. Gene Ontology annotation, cellular component: mitochondrion. Gene Ontology annotation, biological process: malate metabolic process; pyruvate metabolic process. Bases 1 to 1791 code for a protein of 596 amino acids. NCBI's taxonomy places the organism in Eukaryota, Fungi, Mucoromycota, Mucoromycetes, Mucorales, Lichtheimiaceae. The transcript has 7 exons. The record is from RefSeq and is a predicted model, not a curated record.